CGUCUUCCUUUCGUCGCUUCCCUGCCAUCUCGUGGCCGUUCUUACAGGAUAUGGAGACUGCGACCCUUAAACCUCUCGCCGCCGCGCUCCCGCCACCACCCUCAUUGAACCACCGCAUCCUCACCGCCACCACCGUUCCCCACUUCAAGCAAAUCCACGCCCAAAUCCUACGCUCUGGCCUCGACAUCUCCGCCCCAUUCCUUUCCAGGCUUCUCGCCCUCCCCCUCGCCUCGUCGCCUUCUUCCCUCGACUACGCCCUCUCCGUCCUCCUUCACUCGCCCAGCCCCGACUUCCGCCUCGCCAACCGCGCCCUCCGUGCCCUCUCCCGUGCCGCCGACCCCCGCCGGACGCUCGUCGCGUACGGCCGCCUCCGCCGAGCCGGACUCGCCCUCGACCGCUUCAGCUUCCCAACGGUGCUGCGAGCGGCGGCGAGGGCCCGGGGAGUGGCCGGCGUGGUGGCCCGAGAGGUCCAUGGGCUCGCGGCCAAGACGGGGCUCGAUGCGGACCCGUUCAUCCAGACGGCGGUGGUGGGAGCGUACACGGCGCUCGGGCGGGCCGCGGAAGGUCGCAUGGUGUUCGACCGAAUGCAUCAUCGAGACCUCGUCGCCUGGGGCGUCAUGCUCGAUGGCUAUUGUCAGAGUGGAUGUUACAAUGAAGCCCUGCAGCUGUUUGAUGAGAUGAAGAGCUCUGGCGUAAUCCCUGAUCGAGUGAUCCUCGCUACCAUCCUUUCGGCAUGUGCGCGGACUAGAAAUUUGACAUCCGGUGGGGCAGUGCACUCGUACAUUGUGGAAUCUAACCUCUCAAUUGAUGCCCAUCUCCAGAGCGCGCUUAUUAGCAUGUACUCCAAUUGCGGAUCGAUGGACACUGCUCAGAGAUUGUAUGAUGAUACGUCACCUAAGAACCUGGUGGCAUCGACUGCAAUGGUCUUUGGGUAUGCCAAGGUCGGCAAAAUUGCAGUUGCACGAAGUAUCUUUGACCAGAUGACUGACAAGGACCUUGUCUGUUGGAGCGCGAUGAUCUCAGGGUAUGCUGAGAGUGAUCAGCCGAAUGAAGCUCUCAAGUUGUUCAAUGAGAUGCACCUCUUAGGUGUGAAGCCAGACCAAAUCACCAUGUUGAGCGUCAUCUCUGCUUGCGCUAAUAUGGGUGCAAGAGAUCAAGCUAAAUGGGUUCAUAUCUUUGUGGACAAGAAUGGAUUUCAUCAAAUUUUGUCGAUAAGGAAUGCUCUUAUUGACAUGUACUCCAAAUGUGGAAGUUUGGUUGAUGCACGCACAAUCUUUGAUGAGACAGCCUUUAAGGAUGUGAUUACCUGGACAAGCAUGAUCACUGGGUUUGCGAUGCAUGGAAAUGGGAGGUCUGCGUUAGCAGUCUUUGAUCAUAUGAUAUCGGAGGGGGUAAAGCCUAAUGGAGUGACUUUUAUCAGCCUGUUAUACGCUUGUAGCCAUGCUGGCUUAGUCGAUGAGGGUCGGAGGAUAUUUGAGUCCAUGAUCCAAGAUUACAGACUUGAGCCCAAGCAUGAGCACUAUGGUUGCAUGGUGGAUCUUCUUGGUCGUGCUAGACUUCUUCAAGAAGCACUCGAGUUCAUAGAAUCAAUGUCGUUUGCCCCAAAUGUGGUGGUGUGGGGGUCACUGCUAGGAGCAUGCAGGAUUCACGGUGAUGUUAAACUAGGCGAACUUGUGGCAAGGAGGCUACUAGAGCUUGACCCAAAUCAUGAUGGUGCUUAUGUGCUCCUGUCCAACAUAUAUGCAAAGGCUAGCAGGUGGGAGGAUGUGAGAGAGGUGAGAAACUUGAUGAAGAAUAAGGGAGUAAUUAAGGAGGCAGGAUUUAGUUGGAUUGAACUAAAUGGUCAUGUGCAUGAGUUCAUGAUGGGAGAUAAGUGUCAUCCAAGAUCUAGUGAGAUUUAUGGGAAGCUGGAUGAGGUUGUAAAGGAAUUGGAGCUUGUGGGCUAUUCUCCGGAUACAGCGACUGUUUUGGUUGAUUUGCAAGAGGAGGAAAAGAGGGAAGCCAUUCUGUUGCACAGUGAGAAGUUGGCUCUUUCUUUGGGGCUCAUCGACUCGAAGAAAGGCUCUUCGAUUCACAUUGCAAAGAAUUUAAGAGUAUGCGACGAUUGCCACACUUUCAUGAAGUUGGCAUCAAAGGUGUUUGAGAGAGAGAUCGUUCUGAGGGACAGGACCCGGUUCCACCACUACAAAGAUGGGGUUUGCUCCUGUGGAGACUUUUGGUGAUUGGCCAGGGCGCAGUUUUGAUUGCACUGUAUAUGUAUAAUUUAUGAUGAACAUUAGAUGGUAAUCAUUGUUACGGGCUUCAUUUGUAACGUGUGGAAACAUGAGAGGUGAUCAGAUCAGUCCUGAUGACUACAAAGGAGUAUCGGAUCUCGUUGUAUGCGCUUGUUUGAAUAACUUGAAAAAAAUCAUAUACGUGAAUUUUUUUUGUUGUGUUA
Musa acuminata AAA Group (dessert banana) is the source of this 2437-nucleotide messenger RNA. Its product is annotated as pentatricopeptide repeat-containing protein At4g14820-like. Gene Ontology annotation, molecular function: RNA binding; zinc ion binding; protein binding. The record is from RefSeq and is a predicted model, not a curated record. The transcript is spliced from 2 exons. The coding region runs from base 51 to 2222 and encodes 723 amino acids. Lineage: Eukaryota; Viridiplantae; Streptophyta; Magnoliopsida; Zingiberales; Musaceae. Gene Ontology annotation, cellular component: intracellular membrane-bounded organelle. Gene Ontology annotation, biological process: RNA modification.